UGGCUUAAUUUUACAGGAAAGGUAAAGGGAAAGUCAAAGUCCCGGUCCAGCCGUGCAGGUCUUCAGUUUCCAGUUGGGCGAAUUCAUAGACUUCUACGCAAGGGCAAUUAUGCUGAGCGUGUUGGUGCUGGUGCCCCAGUGUACUUGGCUGCUGUCAUGGAGUAUCUAGCUGCUGAGGUUUUAGAAUUGGCAGGUAAUGCUGCUAGAGACAACAAGAAGACUCGCAUUAUUCCACGUCAUCUACAGCUUGCCAUUCGCAACGAUGAAGAACUUAAUAAACUGUUGUCCGGCGUAACCAUUGCUCAGGGUGGUGUGCUGCCCAACAUACAGGCUGUACUGCUACCAAAGAAGGCAGAAACUAAAGUUGGGAAGCUAAAAAGCCAGUCCCAAGAAUAUUAGAUGGACGCUUGGAGGUGAUAUAAUGUCUGGAUACGGAAUUUGGAGUGAAGUUCUGGAAGACGUGUGGGUUUUUACCACCUCAGUGUGUUUUAUUAAUGUAUUCACCAUUCAUUUAAUUUGUCAGAGCUGCUGAUAAAUGAGUCAUAAAUAUUUGGCUACUACAGUUACUGGCAAGGUAUAUUGAUUACUUAUUUUGCAUUCAGAUGCAUGCAUAAUUCUUGAAUGUCCUUUACUUAGUUUGAUUUCUAAUACAUGUAUAUGUAAAGAACAUAUACAGGUUAUAUGUAUAAAAUUUUAAAACCUAAUUAAAGUUGCGAUGGCCAAGGCUGCUCUUAAGUAGUCAUUAUAAUAGUUGAACCUUUUCAUGUCUUAAAUUUUCGAAUUUCACAAAGUACAAUUUUUAAUUUAAGUAAUUUCAUACGUGUUUUACUGUCAGACCAGUCGUGUUGUGCUUUUGUAUUAAAUAAAAA
Messenger RNA from Cherax quadricarinatus, 869 nucleotides. Lineage: Eukaryota; Metazoa; Arthropoda; Malacostraca; Decapoda; Parastacidae. The record is from RefSeq and is a predicted model, not a curated record.